Messenger RNA from Vespa crabro (European hornet), 2694 nucleotides. RefSeq names its product transmembrane protein 205. Bases 350 to 1291 code for a protein of 313 amino acids. The record is from RefSeq and is a predicted model, not a curated record. The transcript has 4 exons. NCBI's taxonomy places the organism in Eukaryota, Metazoa, Arthropoda, Insecta, Hymenoptera, Vespidae.
UGCAGCGGUAAACCCGGACGAGAGGAGAGGUUAUUCGGUAGAAUCGGUAUUUCUACGAAAGAACGAUAGACAAACAUAUGCGUGCUUUGAAAUAUUUUUCGAGAAGUGUCUGUCAUCGAUCAAACGUUAUUAAAUACAAAAAUUAUACGUUAGAAAUUUUUCACGUCCUCGUAUAAUUUCCUCAUCCUCGUCGUCCUCGUUGUUGUUGUUGUCGUCGUCGUCGUCGUCGUCGUCGUCGUCGUCGUCGUCGUCGUCGUCGUCGUUAUCUUCGUCGUCGUCGCCGUUGUCGUUGUCGUUUACGAAAGAAGAAAAAUAAAGAAAAAGAAGAAAAAAAUAAAAAAAUAAAAAAAUGUGCGUCCGUACAUUGGCCGGUAACGAAACAUUCAAUCCGAUGGAAAUACGACAGGAAGAAAAUAAUACUCAACGGCAAAAUAAUAAUAAACUUAAAAAGGCCAAAGAAAAAUAUAUGAAGAUUCACGAUGAGAUGAUUGCUAGAGAACUUCAAGUUAUUCAAGAACGUCGUAGAGUCGAUCAAUUUUUUUCACCUGAUAUAGCCGACGAUAUCCUUACUGCUAGUACCAUCAAAUACAGCGUAUUUAUUAAUGUCCUGUCGAGAUAUUACGAGACUGUACAGAGAAGUAAAAUUUUUAAAAUUCUCUUUUAUACGGCUCAACCAGCACACAUUAUCAUGAUAGUAGCCGUUCUCUUCGUGACAUCAAUCUUAGUACCAUCAAGAGACAAGAUCUAUGUAACUAACUCUUCAAGAAUUACAUCUUUCAUUUAUCUCGCUUCUUUUGUCAUGCAUUUUGGUGCACAAGUUUGGAUGACUUUUGUUUCAGGUCUUUCCUUAUAUUUUGCCCUUCCACGACAUACCUUUGGUGAGGUACAACGUGUACUCUUCCCUCGUUACUUCACCAUCAAUGCAUGCUUAAGUUUAAUCACAUUACUCAUAUUCGUAAAACAUCAUCCGAUAUAUACAUGGGAUACUGAAUUAACUAUUCAGGUCAUUGGAAUGUCAGGAGCUUUCUUCUUGGAACUAUUAAUACGUCUGUAUCUUACACCACCACUUUUGCAAUUGAUCAUUCAGAAAAAUGCUUUAGAACGAGCCGCAGGCGUAGGUAAUGAAAUUGGCCGACAUAAUCCUGGUCCUUUGAAGCACUGCCCACAUUAUCUCAAAAUACAUAAUGCAUUUCGACGUGUUCACGUUUCCAUUGCGAUGGGUAAUAUGCUUACUAUGGCUUGCACGGUUCUACAUCUUCAUUAUAUUGCAAGCAAAUUAUGCGUUUUAUAAGAAAAGGUUUUACUCUUCUUCUUCAUUUUCUUUUCCUAUUUUUUGCAUAGUCGAUAAAAAAAAAAAGAAAAAAAAAAAAAAAGAAAAAAAAAAUUGUAUUCCAUGAAAUAGUGCUUAAUGUCCAUCAGACGGAAGAAUAUUUUUGAUAAGCAACUAUAUACAAGUUUGAAUUAUUCAUUAAUUAUUCAAGUAAUUAAUUAAUUAAUUAAUUAUUGUUGGGUGCUAAAAAAAAAGAAGAAGGUAAUUUCUUCCAUAGAUUUUUUUUUUUAUUAUUAUUAUUAUUAUUAUUAUUAUUAUUAUUAUCAUUAUUAUUAUUAUUAAUUAGGAUUGUUUAAAUGAAAGUGAUAUGAUGAAAUUUUAACUUGAAUUUGGAUAGAUUUUCUUUUUCAAACAAAAACAAAUUUGAUCUUUUCUGAAUCGAUAAUGAAAAUGCUUGUGAACAGAAGGAAGCCUCGAGGAACUCAUUGUACUCUAUAUCUGAGGAUACAAUCGUAUUUAGUAAAAAAAAAAAGUUUAUGUAUUUAAUAAAAUUAGUCUUCUCCUGUUAACGUAUCAUUUAUAUUUCAUCGGCGAUAAUAGAUACUCAAGAUAGUAAAGAAUAUAUCUGAAAGAAGAAGAAAAAAAAAAAAAGAAAAGAAAGAAAGAAAAGAAACUGAGCUUAUUCUAACGUUGCGUAGAAUAUGAAUUCAGUGAAUUCAAAGAUAUUCUAAUAAGAAACUUCAUGCAACUUCGCUUACUCUUAUUUUAUCAAAUUCUAACAAGAUAUUAAUGCAAAUCUAUUUUGAAUACACAACUCUGGACAUAAUUAACGAUGUACGAAAUGAUAGAUUAAUAUUAAUUAAUUCUAAUAUAUAACAAAAUUUUUUAGGCUUAGUUUAUAAAAAAUGAUCUGUUUACAAAUUUUCUAUUUAAUAUUUACUAAAUUAUUCAUUUGUUUGAACGAGUGACAUGGAUGUAUGUAUUUAUGAGUGUACAAAAAAAAAAAAAAGAAAGAAAGAAAGAAAGAAAGAAAGAAAAAGAUUUAUUUAAAUACACCGUAAAUAAUACAUUUAAAAUUAAUUAAGAUAGCAAAAAUGUGUGUUCUAAAUGCAAAUCUUUAAUUCUUAUCUUGAUAUUCAAAUAAGAAAGUUGUAUUAGUUAGGCAAUUUACUUGACAUUGUCUUGUAUAAUUCACAUAUAAAUCAAUAUAUUAAUAUAUUGUGAAUAUAUUACAAGGAUUAUAUGCUUUCGAAAGAAUACAAAGAAUGUAUUUAUGUAAACAAUCCUCAGAUAGUUACUUUGAAAAUACUAAUGCACAGUCAUUUGCUCAAUUUUUAGACUGUGAAAGGCUUGCUCUGUAUCAGAGUUCAUACUAUUUAUUGAAGUAGAUGUACAAAAUGUAGAAUAAAUUUGUCGAAUGAUUA